AUGGGGAAACAACAAGACUGGUCUGUGACUGCUUGUGUUUUCCUAUUCUUGUCCUUGGCAUCAAACAUCCAUGGUACGAGGGAAACGUUUUCACACAAAACAUUUCCACACAUCUAUGGUUCGUCAGGUGUAGGCCAUAUCAAUGCAAUUCGUCGCGUUAGUGUACCUUUGCUCGAAACAACAAAAGGCGGUAUCAACCAACAAAAUAUAAAGGAAAAAGAUCUAAUUAAACAAUUGCCCGGACAACCUCCCGUUAGUUUCAAACAAUAUGGUGGUUAUGUGGCCAUAAACGAAACAAAUGGUCGGUUCUUUUACUAUUAUUUCGUGGAAGCCAUCAAAACCAAUAGUUCUUCUCCUCUUGUCAUUUGGCUCAACGGAGGACCUGGAUGUUCCUCUUUAGUAGGAGCAUACACAGAGCACGGACCCUUUCGCAUACACAGUGACGGCAAAACAUUGUAUCGCAAUUCUUAUUCAUGGAAUAACGAGGCAAACGUGUUAUACUUAGAGUCACCGGCCGAAGUAGGAUUUUCGUACACGAAUACUCCGUCAGAUUUGGAAAACCUAGGAGACAAGAAGACAGCAGAGGAUAACUAUGUGUUCUUGGUGAAGUGGCUUGAGAGGUUUCCAGAAUAUAAAAAAAAAGAUUUUUACAUCGCAGGUGAGAGUUACGCUGGCCAUUAUUGUCUCCAACUUGCCCAAAUGAUCGUACACAAUAGAAACCAGACAUUCAUAAAUUUACGAGGCGUUUUAGUUGGUAAUCCGGCACUCGACGAAAAGGUAGAGAAGAAUGGUCAUUACGAAUAUCUUUUGAAUCAUGCUUUGAUCUCCAAAGAAUAUUUUGACAACUACAAUAAAAUGUGCGUAAAUAUGACCUGGAGUGAUAAGGCAAUAAUCGAUUGCAGUGGUGCCAUAGAUAAUAUCGAUGAUCAAACAAAACACCUGGAUAUGUACAACAUAUACGCUCCCCGUUGUUUAAACUCCACGUUGACAAGUAAACCAAAGAAACACACCACAAUUACGAAGUUUGAUCCAUGCAAUCUUGAAUACAUGACGGCUUAUCUUAACCAAGCAAAGGUUCAAGAAGCAAUGCACGCAAACACAACGAAACUACCGUAUGCGUGGAAGCUUUGCAGCGACUCAUCAGAUAGUUGGAUUGAAAAGGAUAAAUUAGGCUCACUGAUUCCUACCCUAAAAGAGCUAAUUAGUGAAGGUGUUCGAGUUUGGUUGUACAAUGGAGACUUAGAUGCAACUGUUCCACAUACAUCUACAAUGGACGUGUUACAGAGUAUGAAUCUAACGGUUGAUAAGAUAUGGCGUACGUGGUUUAGCGAAGGAGAAGUGGGAGGAUACACAGAGAAAUACAAAGAGAAAAUUACGUAUGCAACUGUGAGAGGAGCUGGUCAUAUGGUGCCUACCGACCAACCUAUACGUGCUUUUACUCUCUUUACUAGCUUUAUACGUAACAAUCCUCUACCUGAUACCAUCUAA
This is a messenger RNA of Arabis nemorensis, 1488 nucleotides long. The record is from the annotation of a GenBank genome assembly. Lineage: Eukaryota; Viridiplantae; Streptophyta; Magnoliopsida; Brassicales; Brassicaceae.